Messenger RNA from Dendrobium catenatum, 924 nucleotides. Its product is annotated as zinc finger protein 3-like. Lineage: Eukaryota; Viridiplantae; Streptophyta; Magnoliopsida; Asparagales; Orchidaceae. The transcript has a single exon. Bases 122 to 751 code for a protein of 209 amino acids. The record is from RefSeq and is a predicted model, not a curated record. Gene Ontology annotation, biological process: negative regulation of abscisic acid-activated signaling pathway.
UUCACAUUUAUUACCAUACCUUUCCCUCUCCUGCUUUCCUACUUCUGCUCUCUUCCUCUUCCCUUUAUAUCAGCCAUCAACAUCUAUUUCGAUCUUCUGAGACACUAAACGUAAAACAGUGAUGCUAAUGGAACAAGACUCAUCUCAAUUCAUUGAGCUCAAUCUCAUCGCUUCCAUGGCAGCCGUUUCAACGCUUGCGCAGUCGACGCCGCCACCAGAGACGGCAGCGGAAGGGGUGGAGACUGCAGAGCAACGCGUCUUCUCCUGCAACUACUGCCGCAGGAAGUUCUACAGCUCGCAAGCUCUCGGAGGCCACCAAAACGCUCAUAAACGGGAGCGGCAGCUGGCGAAACGCGGCCGCGGGGGACCCGUGGAUGACAACCGCCACUUCGCCGGACUUCCGCUCCGGCCGCUGGGAAUCCAAACGCACUCCAUGGUUCAUAAGGCGUACUUCGGUUCACCGUCGGCGCCGGCGAUGGUUGCCGGAAUGAUGGCGGGGCGGCAGGGGUGGUUUAGGACGCCGGUGGGGACCGGGGUAGGGAGGUUGCUGGCCGAGGAGUAUUCGGGUGGGAUGUUGAUGCCGUUUAGAGGAGCGGGGGUGAGAUUCGAUGAGGUGCCGCCGCCGCCGUCGGCAGCGGCAGAGGAAGUGGGUGGUGUUGGUGGGUUUCAGUAUAAGUGGAUGGGUUCCGGCGUUCUAUUGAAUCAGGGAAAGGAGGAGACACAUAAGCUCGAUUUGUCUCUCAAGCUUUAAUAGAAAGAUAUUCAAAAUUUGUUCUUUUGAUAGAUGAUUUCCUCAUGAUCUUCUCUUCUUCAUAAAUUGAUAGUGUAUGUAGCUCCUUUAUAAUUUUUCUUUGAUUUUGUUAGAUUAUUGAUGUUUUUUUUUUUUUGCUUCUUUGUUUCAUAGAAUUACUUUGAUUAAUGAUC